AUGGCAGCUGAAAGUCUGAUUGAACUCAGAGAUUGGCUGUUCCUACUUCUCCUUUGCCUAACACUACUGGUGGAGGUGCUGGAGUUCGCUGCGGCAACAGCUGCCAUCACUGAGGCAGCACUUGCGGAGGCAGAGCUCCAAGAGGUUCCGUGUCCAUCUGCAUGCAGAUGUGAUGACGGUUUCAUUUACUGCAACGACCGUGGACUAAGCAUCAUACCGGCUUUACCGUUAACAGCAGCUGUACUCUAUUUACAAAACAAUCGCAUUGAUAAUGCUGGCCUGCCAACCUCACUGGAACGGCGAAUGACUGUUCGAGUAGUUUACCUUUAUGAUAACGAACUAGAUGAUUUUCCAACGCAUCUGCCGCCGUCGUUACGAGAACUCCAUCUACAGGACAAUAAUAUACGAACUUUGCCUCGAUCAGCUCUUGCACGUUUACCUUUGCUGGAAAAACUCCACAUGGAUGAUAAUUCCAUUUCAACUGUAAGCAUUGAAGACAAGGCAUUUGCAAAUAAUCCAAGGCUACGACUUCUCUUCUUGUCGCGCAACCACCUUUCAAGUAUACCAUCAGGGCUGCCAUCAUCACUUGAGGAGCUUCGACUGGAUGACAACAGAAUUUCUACAAUUCCAACACACGCGUUUAGAGGCCUUACUUCCCUAAGACGCCUCUUUCUUGAUGGAAAUCUGUUAGCAAAUCAACGCAUCGCGGACGACACCUUUUCACGACUGUCUAACUUAACAGAGCUCUCUCUGGUACGCAACUCUCUUCAGUCACCACCUUUAAACCUUCCUAGCAUACAUCUUCUGAGACUCUACUUGCAGGACAAUGCCAUGAUUCACAUGCCGAGAGGCUCCUUGGAUGGCAUGCACCGGUUGCAGAAGCUUGAUUUGUCAGGCAACAACCUUACAACCCUACCUAGAGGUUUGUUCAGGGACUUGGACAGCAUCUCACAGCUGCUUCUCCGAGGAAAUCCCUGGUAUUGUGGGUGCAACCUGCGCUGGCUCCAUGACUGGUUGCACGUCCGAGGUUCGUCAGUAACAGUACGGGGUCUGACGUGUCACGGACCAGAAAAGGUCAGGGGUAAAACACUUAGGGACCUCACAAGUCAAAUGGAGCAAUGUGAGGCAGCAGUAGAUGGGCCUGGAGGAGGAGGAAAUGGAGCAGCUGGAGGGAACGAUGGAGUUAAAAGGGACAAAGAGGAUUUUCCAACAAACUCCCCAACCACAACAACCCUCCCACUUCCCCAAGGUUCUUUGUUUACUCUCCGGUCCAAACGACCAGUACACAGGUAUCCUGACCUAGGACAGAACAGUCCGGUAGGGGGCGAGGGCGAGGAUCUCAGUAGAUCAACAAUCAUCAGUGUAAAGCCUUUAACUCCAGAGACAGCCCAUAUAACAUGGGAAGCUGCUCAACCAGCCUCGGCUUUCAGGCUGUCCUGGUUAAGAAUUAGCAACAACCCAGCCACGGGAUCUAUCACAGAGACACUAGUUCCAGGGGACCGCAGAGAGUAUUUACUCACUCAGCUACAACCACAGUCAGUUUAUACUGUCUGUAUUGUACCUCUCGUAGUGAGUAAAGGAAAAAGGACAUCAUUUUUAGGAACAGGGGGAUUAAAUUUCAACACUGAACAUGAACAUCCGGCUUGUGCCAGAACAGAGACAGCUGAUGCCCAGGUUCAGCCUAGUGCUGACCAGGGUGAGGAUGAUCAGGACACUGAUGAACUAUCUAUUUUACCCAUAGCAGGGAUUAUAGGAGGGGUGACUGCAUGUGUUUCGCUAUUUUUAAUUUUUGGCAUCUUUUGCUGGUACGGACAUAGAGCAGGGUACCUCACGGCUGACGACCAUUCGGUCUACGGGCGUGAUGUUGGUUCCCGCAGUGUUGGCAAGCAUUAUGAUGACUAUGUAGAAUCUGGUACCAUUAAGGACACAUCGGUUUUAGAAAUCGCGACUCCUGGUUUCCAGAUGACGCCACUGGCUGCCCUUCAGCCCUUGCAGCAGAAGGCAAAAGUUGAGGACAUGACAUACAUUCAUACUAUUUUUCCCUCAAAUAAUACCAGCCUUUACAGGAGCACCCUCAAUCACACAGCAAAUCAAGGCUACGGAACCAACCGUGGAUACAGAGAAGGUGGAAUACCAGAUAUAGAUUACGCUUACACGUGAUAGACUGUACGCUCCCUUAUGGUUUCUGGUCACUAUCUUUAAGACAAAGUAGCAGAGUAGGGGUUUGUUCAUUGUCUUAGGUUCCAAAGUAGGGGUGUGCCUUUAUAGCAUUAUAACCAUACAUCAUAUAACAGAAAUAGUACGCAGGUUUUUUUAAUUAACAAGUGUCAGUUUAAGCAGUCCAGUACAUCAGCAGUUUUCCGAAACGAUGAGGUUUCUUGGUCAAACAAAAUACGUCCCAAUGCACCACAUGAAGGGCUUUUGUUUCAUUCAUUAUGUUUCGAGUUCCACAUCAUUUCAGGUAAGAUUCUUUUAUACAGACAAUCACAAAUCCGAUUCCCACUUGGCACACCCCUAGUCCAACGUAACCUUUGUGCCUCCUUCAGUCUAUGUCCAGUCUAUUUUUAACUCAGUACAAUUUGGGAUAACGAUCCCCUAAGAACAAGCUUGUAACACCUAAAACAACAAAUAAGUGCCAGUUCUUGGUAUUGAUUAUACAAUAUCAAAGAUUUUGUAUAA
Trichomycterus rosablanca is the source of this 2679-nucleotide messenger RNA. RefSeq names its product fibronectin leucine rich transmembrane protein 1b (gene flrt1b). The record is from RefSeq and is a predicted model, not a curated record. Bases 1 to 2160 code for a protein of 719 amino acids. Gene Ontology annotation, molecular function: protein binding. The transcript has a single exon. NCBI's taxonomy places the organism in Eukaryota, Metazoa, Chordata, Actinopteri, Siluriformes, Trichomycteridae.